This is a messenger RNA of Macrosiphum euphorbiae (potato aphid), 921 nucleotides long. The record is from the annotation of a GenBank genome assembly. NCBI's taxonomy places the organism in Eukaryota, Metazoa, Arthropoda, Insecta, Hemiptera, Aphididae.
AUGGGUUCGACGGACGUCAUCGCCGGAGUCAGUGCGUUUGGCGGCAAAUGGGUGUCAUUGACGUGCGACAGCGAACGGUUCGACAUCGACAGUGGCCGUGUGCGUUGCCAGUACACGGUGGCCGAUUACAUGUCCGCGGUGGACGGGGCCGCCGUGAUCGUCGUGCCUGCCGCGUUCCGUUACGCGUCGCAGAUGGUAGCGCACGUCGUCUUGCCCGGCAGCGGCCGCGGACAAGCCGAGGUGAUCAUCCGUCGGUGGGCCGUCCGGUGCGCUCGACCGUAUCGGUUCGCGUACGUCGAUGGCCGGCGCUACGAAGUGUUGGGCGUCAGCGACGCGUUUACGUUCGUCCACCGCGGAUCUUGCGACUGCGGUGCCGAUUUCCGAAUGGACCUGCCUGUUCUGCAGGCCGACGAUCAUCGUACGACUGACCAAACGAUGAGCGCGUUCGUUUCGGCACUGAUGGACACGCGGUCCAGCGCCUGUCCGGUCUGCAAUGUGCCGUCCAAUCACCGACAAGUGUUGGAGUACUUGACUACAAACAUCGAUCGGUUGUCCGACGUUCAUUCGAACAUCAAGAGGGAUCACAUCAAGCAAACCGAAUGUCUGAACGACUGCACAUCGUUAUUGGAGUUCCAGCAUAUUAAAACAAAAAUGUUGAAUCGAGAAACGGAAAACUGUCGACGGUUUGCGGAUGAUUUAGUAAUGGGUUUGUUGAAAAACCGCAAAGCCGUUUUCAAGACAGGUAUUCAUACGAUUUACGUAAAGAUGGACGAAACUCCCGAAGGCGAACCUUCAGCAAGUGAAUAUUUUAUGGACUCCGUUAUUAAUUCACAAAAACAAACGAUUGUGAAGUUGACGUCAAUAUACAAAGAAAUAACCAUUAUGAUGAAUACGAUGCAAUUAUUUGCAAAAGUAUUAUAA